Molecule: messenger RNA, 1503 nt
Organism: Fusarium subglutinans
Lineage: Eukaryota; Fungi; Ascomycota; Sordariomycetes; Hypocreales; Nectriaceae
Product: c6 finger
Exons: 4
Coding region: 1-1503 (500 amino acids)
Source: RefSeq, a predicted model, not a curated record
AUGACCUUCGGCGAAGAUUCCCGUCCCCUGGACCGCGACGCCCCAGAUGAGGCUUCAGCACUCAAGGCCCGCAAGGCUUGCAGUGGGCUAAAGGUUGUCGAGGAGAGACUUUCCAUUGUAACCGAUGGUGAUAUGGAUUUUGGUGCUGUGGGAAUGUUCUCUGGAGUUUCGGAGCAGUCACCAGAGCCAACCCCCGAUGGACCACUCUGGAAUGCGAUUGUACUCCUACAGAGAUGUUCACCAGCCGUGCCAUCAUCGAUUUGGCAACGUGAUACCAUAGAGUCGCUCUGGUCUUCCUUUCAUGAUAGGAUGCCAGGGCUGCACUUCAUGCCCGAUAAGCAAACAUUUUCGACCCCUCAACCAAUCUUACUUGCAUCCAUUCUCUAUUGUUCAAGCAGUCGAGGACCACCAGAUGUGUUAGAAAUCGCCCCCCAAUUCUUCACCGUCUUGUGCAACGCCAUCGCUCAACUAAGCAUCCCCAGCAGUGAGAUUGGGACACCUCGAGAGUCAACCGUCUCCCAAGAGGAAUGGGCUUUUCAGACUGUACUUGGUAUAGUCCUUGCUGGUUUGCUGACAGAGGGCAAUAUCAAGGAAACCGGAAACUGGAUUGCCAUUGGCUACCGACUAAUGCUGGACUAUUGUCCUGCUCAUGUUGACGACACGUCAAGAGAAUGGCGCAAGCUCUUCAGCGGUAUUCAGAUCGUUGACUUGGAGCACUCAUCGAUUUACUUGUCGUGCCCAGUGAUUCCCAUUGAAGCACCGUUGCCAAUUCUUCGCAUGUCACCUCUCGAUCAGCUAUACAAGCUUUCCCGAAUGAUGCACACGGGGUUGAGUCACUUUACUGGGCGGAGGCUACCGACUAUCUGGUCCUGCUUCCAGGAAUCUAGCCUGAGUUACCAUGGUUCAGCCACGAGCUUCACUGCCAUCGAUGGGAUUCUUAUCAAAGAUUGGGCAAAGCAACUAGAUGAUUGGCUCCAGGAGUUCAAGGGGAAGAUGACAGAGCCUGAUGACCAAAGCAGCAAGUUGGUUCUCCGCCAGUACGUCCUCCAUCGACUACUUGUGCUAUCAAUCUAUCAUCCCGCUCGAAGUGGCAAUCUUUGGGCGCAUAGUAUAACGUCAAAUGAACAGGAAGAGCUGCUCCUGUCAGCGAGGGCGACUUUAAAGCUUCACCAGCAUGAUGACUCCAUCUGGGCUAACUGGGACUUGAUCAUGAUAACCUGGGCGGCUUUGAUCGUUCUGCAAGGGUUACAAGGGGGAGUAGGGGAGUCAGACGACAUGAGAAACAUCAGGCUGCACCUUGAUAUCUUGAAACAGAAGAAUGAGCCCAAGCCUAGUCUGUGCGACAAGCUUAUUGCACGACUAGAGGACAGCCUCCAGGAUAUCAGCACGCCAGACUUCACUUAUGUGCAGCCAGGUCAUCCUACAGUUAUGGACCCUACGUUUGAUUAUUCUUGGCAAUUAUUCGAUCAAGUAAAUUUGCAGCAAAUUCAAUUUCCUGAGUAA